AUGUUGUUCGCCUCGAGGGACGAAAAGUCGACUCCAGCCACAGACAGACUCUCCUCUGACAGGUCGACUCCAGCCACAGACAGACUCUCCUCUGACAGGUCGACUCCAGCCACAGACAGACUCUCCUCUGACAGGUCGACUCCAGCCACAGACAGACUCUCCUCUGACAGGUCGACUCCAGCCACAGACAGACUCUCCUCUGACAGGUCGACUCCAGCCACAGACAGACUCUCCUCUGAGUCUGUGAGCGAGAACGCCAAAAAGGACCUGAAGGACGGCCUGGCUUUGUACAACUCCGAAAACAACAUAGGCCUUCGAAACGCCUGGAACAUCAUUCAGGCCGAGUGGAAAUGCUGCGGAGUCAUUGCUUACACAGACUGGCACGAGGCGCUGAAGGAGAAGGUAGUUCCGGACCGAUGCUGCCAAGAGCAUUACCAAAACUGUGGGCGCAAUUCUACAAACAUGUUCUGGAACCGGGGUUGCUUUGAGAAAGUGGAGGAAUGGCUGGACGACAACAAGCACUUGCUAGGAACCAUCGGCAUGGUCAUCUUAGUCGUGCAGAUCCCUGCCAAGACGCCGGUUGUGAAAUCCGAGGAUUCGCUUGAGAUGGAGUGA
Molecule: messenger RNA, 615 nt
Organism: Knipowitschia caucasica
Lineage: Eukaryota; Metazoa; Chordata; Actinopteri; Gobiiformes; Gobiidae
Source: the annotation of a GenBank genome assembly